Molecule: messenger RNA, 1107 nt
Organism: Mucor velutinosus
Lineage: Eukaryota; Fungi; Mucoromycota; Mucoromycetes; Mucorales; Mucoraceae
Exons: 1
Coding region: 1-1107 (368 amino acids)
Source: RefSeq, a predicted model, not a curated record
AUGGAUAACUCAAGUUAUGAAAUUGAAUAUAAUUCUGUCAAUAAGUUUCCUGACGAAACCGUUGAAGAGGUUCUUCCCGCUGUAUUCGACCGCACCACCAAUACAUUCAGAAUCAAAAGAGUGAAUAUUGGAUGGGCUUUGAAGAAAAGCUACACCAUAGCUUACAACGAGAAGAAGCCGGUCGAAAAACUCGCUGAUGGUGAAAGUAUUUACGACAGAAGAAUUCGAAAGUUGUGCGCUGGUGCUUUACGAUGUUUAAGCUUGCAAUGCAAGAGACUUGAAGGGGACAAAGAUCAACGGCCACCCACAAAGGAAAAAGACAGUUAUGGCUACUCCAAAAGGUUUGAAUGCCCAUAUUGUAAGGUGCCAUUGGAGAAGGUUCCUUGUGGUGUUCCUGUAACUUUUACCUUCCGUGUAAAUGACUCUCGCAGAGAAGACAGAGGCAGUACCGUAACAAUGCGUCAAGAAAUAACAGAAACGAAGCACACACACACCAUUUACAAUUCGCUCUAUCUCAAUAGAUACGAAAAGAGGGAGCUUAAUAAGAUGGUAAAAACAAGACCAAACAUCACUGCUGCUGCUGCCAUUUCUGGCAUUGAUCUCUAUACUGGUGAAAUUACGAAAAGUGUCAGAAAAAUUAACAAUUUGAUGGUUAAUCAUGGACGUACUAAGUAUGAGAUCCAAAGAUCAAAGAUCCAACAGGAUCUGUAUACUACAAAAGAAGAUGAUGCUGUAGCUGCGUUCCAAGAUCUUGAUGAGAAGUAUCCACACUUCAUGGAUUCAGCCCAAACUCUCCCUAGCAAUUAUUUUGUAAGCUUUUGCUCACCAGAAAUGCUUCAACGCAAUCUGCCUUUUGCCGACCAACCCAUCGUAACAGAUGUUACAUUCAAGGCCGUCCCAAAGGAGUAUUAUCUUUGCUCAAGUGUCAUAUACAUCGAGCAACUCCAAAAGCAUGUCGUCUUUUAUCAAGCGAUAAUCAAAAGCAACAGCGCUCAAGUUUUCAAGCAGUAUUUUGUUGCCUUGUUUAGAAAGUUCAACAUCAAGCUAGAGCAGUUUUUGGAGCCAUCACGGAUUUCUCAGCUGCACAGCGCGAAGGGCUCAUACUAG